Messenger RNA from Cylindrotheca closterium, 1722 nucleotides. NCBI's taxonomy places the organism in Eukaryota, Bacillariophyta, Bacillariophyceae, Bacillariales, Bacillariaceae. The record is from the annotation of a GenBank genome assembly.
AUGGAUGAUUCAAUGGAUUGUUCCGACUUCAAAACCGCAUCGCCUGCCAAAACCUUCAACUCCCCUCCGGUCGCGAAAAGGAGACGGCUAGACAAUAUUGCAGAAGAUAACAACGAUGAGAAGAAAGCCCCAAGCUCGUCAUGCACUGACCACUCUUCUCGUUUGAUUGUAAAUACCUGUUUGAAUCAAAUCGCCAAUGCUGACAAGCUACUUCUAGUCAACCUUUUCAUGGAGAACUUGGAAAGCUUUCUUCAAGACGGAAGCGGGACAACUAUGGGCUCAAAUGAUCCCAAAGGUCAGCAAUUCGUUGACACCUUUCUAACCCUUGAUGGAUGCAGUGUCAUUCUUCAUACUCUCAAACGAUGGGUCGAUGCGGGGACUCAUAAAAACAAUACCAUUGAUGAAGAGACCGCGGCCUUUGUAUCAACUGCAUUGGGCUUCUUGGUCCACACAAUGGCAUAUAACCGAAGGGCAGCUUUUCGCUUCCUAGAUGUGAAGGGCCUCCACAUCACACAAUUGCUUAUGCAAAUAUGUCAGAGUGCACCCUUUGACACAGUGGUUCUUGGUCGAGCAAUCUCCAUAUGGGGCAAGCUCAUGACGAAUGUUACUCGAAGAGAAGAUGUUCUGGUUGAGAACUUUUCCAACUUGAUAUUGAACAUCAUGCACCUACAUCCUCAAUGCGAACGCAUUCAGCGAUACGGAUGCAAGUUCUUUGCAUCACUGGCAACCACAUCGCAAAACAGCGGAGAAACCCAAGACUUCGACAGGCAGAAGCUUCGACAAGUAGUUGAACUGGCGUUGCUAUCCUACCGAAACAAGGAACGUACAUACUAUUGGUGUCGCCAGUGUACAGCUCUUUACUCGGCUGGUCAAUUGGUCAGGCAUGAUGAUGGGAAUACAAGCUGCAGUACUGACUCAUCUCGAAACUCAUCAAGAGCGUCAUCGGACACCUUGUCACAAAAGUCAUCACAAAACUUUGCGGCUGGUCAAGACCUGGUCCUCAACAGAGAUCUCAACAGGGAUCUCAAUAGGGAUGACGGUGAGGUUACCGACUCAUCACAAAACUCAUCACAAAAGUCUUCGGAUGGUAAACUUGACGGUGACGAUGACGGGGACACAGGUUCUGGUACUGAUUCAUCCCGUAACUCAUCAAGAGACUCCUCAUCAGAUACCUUGUCCUCGCGAAACUCUUCGUCUGGUGGUGAAAUGGUCAGAGGCGUUGAGGUUACUAACGCAUCACAGAGCUCCUCACGAGACGGUUCAGCUGCACCAGUCGUCAGUGCCGAUGGUGGGAAUACAAGCUCAGGCACUGACUCGUCACAGCACUCUUCGGCUCGUAAGCUGGCCAGGGAUGAUGAUGGGAAUACAAGCUCAGGCACUGACUCAUCAUCACGAAACUCAUCAAGAGGUUCAUCAGACACCUUAUCACAAAACUCAUCGCAAAAGUCUUCGGCUCGUAAAGUAGCCAGGGGUGGUGAGUGUACCGACUCGUCACAAAAGUCUUCGGCUGGUAAGCUUUUCAGUGUUGACGGUGGGAGUACGAGUACUGACUCAUCGCAGCACUCAGCACAAAAGUCAUCGGCCGGCAGAGAUGAUGAUGGUAACACAAGUUCGAGUACUAACUCAUCACAAAAGCUCUCGGCUGCCAAUCUAAAUCAACUGGAUCAGCUAGAUCAAAUGGCAAGGGAUGAUGACGGGAAUACAAGUACUGACACUGACUAA